CCCCAGCCCCAAUCCACAGGGCUUGGCUUUCCCAUUCAUUAUUGAUCAUAUUUUAUAAAUCUAACGCCACACAAUUUUUUCCACAUUACCGGGAGCCGUGGGGAGGCUGCCCGGCCAUUGGCGGAGCGGACGUCACGUGGGUGGGGUCACGUGGUCCGGAGAGGAAAAAGGGGGUCCUUUUUGGUGUAAAUCUGGACUCUAAUUCUGUAAUAUAUCAAGGAAUCUCGUAAAACCGACACUAAAACGUCCCUGCCUACAAAUCAUCCGGCCAAAUUAUGAGUUCAUUGUAUUAUGCGAAUGCUUUAUUUUCUAAAUAUCCAGCCGCAAGUUCGGUUUUCGCUACCGGAGCCUUCCCUGAACAAACUUCUUGCGCGUUUGCUUCCAACCCCCAGCGCCCGGGCUAUGGAGCGGGUUCGGGCGCUUCCUUCGCCGCCUCGAUGCAGGGCUUGUACCCCGGCGGGGGGGGCAUGGCGGGCCAGAGUGCAGCCGGCGUCUACGCGGCCGGCUACGGGCUCGAGCCGAGUUCCUUCAACAUGCACUGCGCGCCCUUUGAGCAGAACCUCUCCGGGGUGUGUCCCGGCGACUCCGCCAAGGCGGCGGGCGCCAAGGAGCAGAGGGACUCGGACUUGGCGGCCGAGAGUAACUUCCGGAUCUACCCCUGGAUGCGAAGCUCAGGAACUGACCGAAAGCGCGGCCGCCAGACCUACACGCGCUACCAGACCCUGGAGCUGGAGAAGGAGUUUCACUACAAUCGCUACCUGACACGGCGGCGGCGCAUCGAGAUCGCGCACGCGCUCUGCCUGACCGAGAGACAGAUCAAGAUCUGGUUCCAGAACCGGCGCAUGAAAUGGAAAAAGGAGAACAAGACCGCGGGCCCUGGGGCCACCGGCCAGGACAAGGCCGAGGUGGAGGAGGAGGAGGAAGAGUGAGAGCCAGAGAAAGGGCAGAGAGCCAGAAAGGGAGAGAGAGGGCUGAAGCCCAGCUCUGAGAACUGAACCAGGAAACUCAAAUUAAAUAGGGAGGGGGAAAACUAUUUAAAUAGUGAAAAGCAGUUUAAAAAUUUUUAAGGAGAGACGGUGGAAUUUUGGUUUCUUAACACUGAAAAACAAAAACAAACAAAAAAACCACACCAUACUACCUAUAGAAAAGCCCCGGUGGGUUUGUUUUGUAUGCUAUGGGAGGAACAUCACCUACCUACCUGUUCUCUAGAUUUUCUGCCUCCCCUUUUCUAUGUCGCUAUUGUAAGGUCUUUGUAAAAUCUCGCUGUUUUGUAAGCCUCUUUCUUUGAUGCUGUCUUUGUGCUCUGUGGGUCUGGACUAAGGUGUGUGGUUCCCUGUCCUCCUGAGCCCCCCCCCCCCACCUUACCAGUAGCAGCACGGAAGGGGCCUUAGGGAGCCCCAUGGACCCACCGGACUAGCUCAAGUGUCCCCUCUGUGCCCCUGGCCUACCCGAUGCUCCUUGCUUCCGCCAGCCCCUGUGAUCCCCUUUACAUUGUAUGUGUACCUGAAGGAUGGAGAAAUAAAAAACACAAUUUAAAAAUGAA
This is a messenger RNA of Lutra lutra (Eurasian river otter), 1543 nucleotides long. It is a transcript of the gene HOXB7, whose product is annotated as homeobox B7. The transcript is spliced from 2 exons. Gene Ontology annotation, biological process: regulation of transcription by RNA polymerase II. Gene Ontology annotation, cellular component: nucleus. Bases 276 to 929 code for a protein of 217 amino acids. Gene Ontology annotation, molecular function: RNA polymerase II transcription regulatory region sequence-specific DNA binding; DNA-binding transcription factor activity, RNA polymerase II-specific. The record is from RefSeq and is a predicted model, not a curated record. NCBI's taxonomy places the organism in Eukaryota, Metazoa, Chordata, Mammalia, Carnivora, Mustelidae.